Molecule: messenger RNA, 714 nt
Organism: Solanum dulcamara
Lineage: Eukaryota; Viridiplantae; Streptophyta; Magnoliopsida; Solanales; Solanaceae
Product: cell number regulator 6-like
Exons: 4
Coding region: 1-714 (237 amino acids)
Source: RefSeq, a predicted model, not a curated record
AUGGCAACGGGGACUUAUGUUCGAUUAACAAAGGAACAAGAAUCCUCAUUGCAAAACAUUACUCCUGGAGAGCUUAAUCAACCCAUUGAUGUCCAAAAGCAAUCAUGUGCUAAAUGUGAGCAUUGUGGGCAAAAUCUACCUCCAUCAUAUGAACCUCCAGCUGAUGAAGAUUGGGCAACUGGAAUUUUUGGGUGUACAGAAGAUGUUGAUAGUUGCUUGAUUGGGCUUUUUUGCCCAUGUGUUUUGUUUGGACGACACAUGGAGACAUUGAAUGAUGAAAUUUCAAGUAGAGGAGCUUGUGUUGGUCAUUUGGUGUGCAUUGAAGGUGGCAUUGCUCUUGCUGCACUUACUGCAGCAUUUCAUGGCAUUGAUCCUGAUACUGCAUGCCUUAUUACUGAGGGUCUCCUCUUCUCUUGGUGGGUUUGUGGUAUCUAUACUGGCAUGGGUCGACAAAUGUUGCAAAGAAAAUAUCAUCUUAAGGAUUCACCAUGUGAUCCAUGUAUGGUGCAUUGUUGUUUGCAUUGGUGUGCUAUGUGUCAAGAACACAGAGAGAUGAAGCUUCAUUUAUCAUGUAAUGAUAACCCAACAACAACAGUUAUAGACCCACCACCAGUUCAAGAGAUGACUACAAGUGAAAAUGAUGAUCAGGCUGUAGCUAAUUCUUCUGGCAAAGAAAUUGUACCAUAUGAAGAUUUGGAGAUUGAAUCCCCCUAA